Messenger RNA from Nerophis ophidion (straightnose pipefish), 5364 nucleotides. Its product is annotated as dystrobrevin beta-like. Gene Ontology annotation, cellular component: synapse; plasma membrane. Bases 372 to 2234 code for a protein of 620 amino acids. The record is from RefSeq and is a predicted model, not a curated record. The transcript has 23 exons. Gene Ontology annotation, biological process: synaptic signaling. Gene Ontology annotation, molecular function: zinc ion binding. Lineage: Eukaryota; Metazoa; Chordata; Actinopteri; Syngnathiformes; Syngnathidae.
AAACAACAUCUUCUACAUCAUUCAGUACAGUGAGCACCGGUGUAGGGCGGGCAGGCAGCCGCUUCGGAGGCGACGUACGGAGACAUGCUUCUUAACUACGGACACAAAAAGCCGGACGAACAUGACAUGAUUUAAGCAGGAAGAAAAGGACGGAAAAGGAGCUAAAAGUGAAAAGCGUUGUUGGAAGAAGUCUAAAGCUUCAUGUUUGUGUGUUAAUACCUGUCGACACCAACCCCCUCCACUGUGAAGAAUAACUCUUUUGGGCCGCAAAUCCAGCAGCUUGUGAUUCCAUGAUUUAGACUGCGCGCAGCUGCAAACAGACAUCCUUUUAUUGGGGCUCCUCUGACCUGUGACCCCCUGACACACAGAGGAUGGUGAUGGCGGAGGGGGCCCGGGGAGAGAGAGGUAGGGGGGAUCCAAUGGCUACCGUAGGACCAGGCGGAAGGGAGAUCCUGGUGGAGCUUAGGGAGCAGAACCUUGAUGCCAUUUGUCUCUCAACGUAUCGAACGGCCUGCAAGCUGAGAUUCAUUCAGAAGAGAUGCAACUUGCACCUCAUCGACAUAUACAACGUGAUCGAGGCGGUGCGCGACGCUGGUCUGAACGCCGUGGAACUGAAUGCCGGCAUUUCUGUGACCAGGCUGGAGAAUCUGGUGUCCUCCCUGUUCAACCAGCUGAGCAAGCGCCUGCCCACCACACACCCAAUCAAUCCACGAGAGAGUACUCUCCUGUUUGUCCAGUUCAUACUUGCUGCCAUUGAGAGCGAGCCAGAUGGCAGACUGACUGUGCUAUCAGUGAAAGCAAUUUUGUCUGUGUUGUGUGGAGGAAAACUAGUGGACAAGCUCCGCUAUGUGUUUUCUCAAGUGUCAGACUCUGGCGGCGUGAUGGUCCUGUCCAAAUUUGACAAUUUUCUAAGAGAGGCUCUCAAAUCGACUUACGCUGUGCACGAACGACCCUCCUUCGGCUACACGAACAACAUGGCUCGCUCUUGUUUCCCACAACAUAAGAGGGUGAUGAUCAACAUGUUCCUGGAUAUUGCAGCAGAUCCCCCUCCAUGUCUUGUCUGGCUGCCCCUAAUGCAUCGUCUUGCCACCGUGGAACAUGUUCACCACCCGGUGACAUGUUCCUACUGUCGCAGCAACGGUAUGACAGGCUUCCGCUAUCGAUGUCUCCGUUGCCGUGGAUACCAACUCUGCCAGGACUGCUUCUGGCACGGCAAUGCCAACGGCUCUCAUAACAACCAGCAUCAGAUGAAGGAGCACUCGUCCUGGAAAUCGCCCGCCACAAAGCUGGGCCGAGCGCUGGGCAAGACCUUGGGCUGCGUAUCGUCCAGGGAACCCCGUCACCCUCUUUACCCAGAAGAACCUGAGCGGACCUUGAAUCUGGCUAACAUUGUGCCCUCUCAACCUAUUGAGACCACGAGUUCGGCCAUGCUGCUCUCCCCACAAGCGUCAGAAUCCUCCAAGAGUUUGGCCGUGGCUCGACGCAUGAACGAGGAGCACGCUUUGAUCGCUGCUUAUGUGAAUCGCCUCCAGGGCAGUCCACGCGGCAUACACAGCCCCAGCAAGCAAGACGAGGAGCACAAACUCAUCGCCCGUUACACCUCUCGACUGGCAGAGACUGAAAGCUCAGGGGUGAUACCCACACGGAGCAUUAACUUUGAUGUGAACAAACAGAAGAGAGAGCUCAUUGCGCAGCUGGAAUGCAAAAACAGAGAAAUUUUGGCAGAGAUCAAACGUCUCCGCUCAGAACAUGACGCCAUGUGCCAGCCCAGUCCGGAGAAGGGCAGCACCAACCCAACUCUCUUGGCGGAGCUUCGCCUGCUCAGACAGAGGAAAGAUGAGCUGGAGCAGCGAAUGUCGUCUUUACAAGAGAGCAGAAGAGAACUAAUGGUGCAGCUGGAGGGAUUGAUGAAGCUUCUAAAGGAUGAGGAACAGCGACAGGCAGCGCAGGCAGCUGGUUCUUCCCACGCUUUUCCUUCUCGACCGAGUCCAUCACCUGUCCGCUCUAUGGGUACCGCGUCACCCCAGAUGUAUUCGCCCCAAGACUCCCUCGCUGGGGUGGGCGGAGAUGUACAGGAGGCUUUCGCCCAAGGCCCCAGAAGAAACCUGAGGAAUGACCUCCUUGUGGCAGCCGACUCCAUCACCAACACAGUGUCCUCACUGGUCAAAGAGCUUCAUUCAGACGAUGGCCGUGAGGAAGAGGAGAGGUUGCUAAACGGCAAGGACAGAGGUUAAAUUGGACCACGGGAUGGAAAAAAAUCACUUGAUGUCAUCCCGGCCAAGGAGGAGCUAAACGGUGACAGAAGAGACUUCCUGAUGAGCACAAGUGCCAAUCAACCAAUCACAAUGCUGGACACCAAAAGGGCCUUCUGGUCCUCUACUGAUGUAUAGCUCUGAAUCAGUGUUUGUCUUUGUCACGGUCAUUUUGCUUUUUUCCAGCAGAAGAAUCUGGAGCCUACUGAUUUGUGCCGUGGCGCAUGUGUGUGUGUGUGUGUGUGUGUGUGUUUCUUUUUUAAGGCAUGCGGCGGUUCAAGUAAGUAAGAGGAUGUGCGUGAAGAGGAGGGGUUGUCGGGAUGUAGUUGAGGUGGGAAGAGAAGGUCAAGAGAUGAGUUAAGUUUCAGCACUGUGUGCUUUGUAUUUAUUUUUGCUUUUAAUUGAUGGUAUGUGCCAUGUGAGAGUUCGUAUGUAAGCGAGUGAGGUCAGAUCCUGCUGAGACAUGAAUCUUUAGUGGGACACUUGCUGCUGUAUCCAAGCGCGAUUGUCCUGGUCCACGUGUGAAUAACUCUACAGGUGCUCAUAUUAUAGCAGCUCAUGCUGCCUGCUUUGGUACUGAGGAGGUCAGACUAGUGUGCGUGUGUGUGUGUGUGUGUGUGUGUGUGUGUGUGUGUGUGUGUGUGUGUGUGUGUGUGUGUGUGUGUGUGUGUGUGGUGCUAAACAUAUAUUAUUAAGAUAUUGUAUGCAACAGCAAAGUGGGAGGAGACAUUUGUACUACAUUACCACUCUGUAGCUUUGGAUGAAGCAGGCUUUUUCCUCAAGUGUGACACAGCGGACCUCCCUGAUUACCCGGAAAAUUACUAUUGUGGAAUAUUCUUUUUCUCACUGUGAGAAAUAAAAAUGACUUCAUUUUGCGUUGUCAUACGUAACGUUAGAACAGCAGGUUGAAAAUAUGUUUUUAUUUUAUUUUUCUCAUGCCGCUGCCCCUCCCUUUAAUUCUUUUGGUGCCUCCCACUUGAAAGAAAACUAUCUUUAAAAGAAAAUCCGGGCUGUACUAUUGCCGUAUUGACCCAAAUAUAAGUCACAAUGAUAUAUGAUAUAUUAAUGAAUAUAGUUGAAUAUUAAAUUAUUUAUUAGCAGACAAAAUUGCCAAGUGUUCAAUAUACAUAGAGCCUCACACUUUGAAAAGUCACGCUUUAGAAAAAAAUCGGGGCUGCAUUAUAGUAUUGAUGCAAAUGUUAGUCAAAAUACAAUUAAUGAAUAUUAAAAUAUUUAUUUUAAGACACAAUGUACUUUUUAAAAACAAGGCAGAAGUUGUAUCUAUCUUUGGCAUUGUAACAUUACAGUUUGAACAGUAACACUGAAUAUUUGAAUAAGUGAUUAUUUGGCAUACCACUAAAUGGAGCCUGCGUAACACUAGGGCAGGGGUCGGAAAACUUUUUGGCUUAGAGAGCCGCGAAAGCCAAAUAUUUAAAAAUGUAUUUCCGUGGGAGCCAUUUAAUAUUUUUUUAAUACUGAAUACAACUAAAUGCGUGCAUUUAAGUAAGUCUCUUACUGUUUUUAAUAAAACUGUUAUUCUGAAGCUAACCAAUAAUACAUAAAAUACUUCUUACCAUUAUUUCAACUUCUAGAGCUGCAUGCUUUUGCUGAUGGCUUUGUAGUCUCGUUGAUAUUUGGUUAUUUUUAACACUGAGAUUACCAGCCGAAUUAUUCAUUACUUAUCAUGUUAAGCAAUGUCAGUUAAGAUUUGUGGGGGUGGUAUAGCUCGGUUGGUAGAGUGGCCGUGCCAGCAACUUAAGGGUUGCAGGUUCGAUUACUGCUUCCGCCAUUUUAGUCACUGCCGUUGUGUCCUUGGGCAAGACACUUUACCCACCUGCUCCCAGUGCCACCCACACUGGUUUAAAUGUAACUUAAAUAUUGGGUUUCACUAUGUAAAGCGCUUUGAGUCACCAGAGAAAAGCGCUAUAUAAAUAUAAUUCACUUCACUUCAUCUGAGCCAGAUGCAGUCAUCAGAAGAGCCACAUCUGGCUCUAGAGCAGUGGUUCUUAACCUUGUUGGAGGUACCGAACCCCAACAGUUUCAUAUGUGCAUUCCCCGAACCCCUGUUUAGUGAAAAAUAAAAUGUUUUUGUUUUUUUUCAAGUUCAAGAAAAAGUCAUAUUUUUUUUACUGGUGCACAAAAUGAACCGUGCAUGAACAUCACCUUGUCCAAAGAACAAAACCAACACAGUAUAUGAACUCACAACAAAUUACACACCUUACCAUGAAUUGAUUGACCUGGACCCCGACUUAAAGAAGUUGAAUUUAGUGGUCAAUUGUACGGAAUAUGUAGUGUACUGUGUAAACUGUACUGUUUCAUAUAAUGUAUUCUCUUCCUUUUCAAUCUGCUAGUAAAAGUUUCAAUCAAUCAAUCAAUCAAUCAAUCACAAAACCUGCAAAUCAGAUGGAAAAUUAGAGGGAAUAUUGUUUGGGGGUAUCCAUAAUACGCUGAUAGGGAGAAGUUUUUAUUUACACAAUAAGUCUGAUGUGUCUUUACCUCCGUGGCGGAGACUCUGCCGAACCCCUGAGGCCAACUCACCGAACCCCUAGGGUUCGAUCGAACCCAGGUUAAGAACCACUGCUCUAGAGCCAUAUGUUCCCUACCCCUGCACCACUGCGCUACGGUAUUUAAAACCAUUCGGGUCAAGUUCAUAUAGUUUAAACUUAAACGUUCUCAACGUUUUCAUUUUAUCACUUAAUCUAUUUCAGAGAGGCCAAAAUGACUCCUCACACUUUGCUACUCUUUUGCCUUUUUCAUUUCAAGCUUUCUGAACCCUGCAGUGGAUUAUGGAAAUGGGUUUUGCUGCCUACUUUAAGCUAUUAAAAAAAAAAAAAAACACAGCAGCCCACCAUGCUGUGUGUGCGUGUGUGCGCAAGCAUUAAACCAAAGAAACCAGCUUGUACAAGCUCAGUAUUUUAAAGAAACAUUUUCGAUUUUUAGUAAGACAUUAAAGAUGGCCCUGUUUAUGAUGCCUCAGGUUUACAUAGAACAGGACGGUCAUUAAAUGUGCUUAUUCAUGUUUCCCCUGCUACCUUACUUGAAACUGUAAACAACGCUGAACCUGUGUGCGAGUGAUGUGUUGGGUCUGCAAUAAAUGAUAUUUAUCAUCAAA